Acanthochromis polyacanthus (spiny chromis) is the source of this 1599-nucleotide messenger RNA. Its product is annotated as holocytochrome c-type synthase. Gene Ontology annotation, cellular component: mitochondrion. Gene Ontology annotation, biological process: cytochrome c-heme linkage. The record is from RefSeq and is a predicted model, not a curated record. NCBI's taxonomy places the organism in Eukaryota, Metazoa, Chordata, Actinopteri, Pomacentridae. The transcript is spliced from 9 exons. Bases 153 to 1046 code for a protein of 297 amino acids. Gene Ontology annotation, molecular function: holocytochrome-c synthase activity.
CAGCGUGAUGACGCAGUGCCGUACGUACAGCACGUGCAGAGUUGCACAACUGCGGUGCGUCACAUCUUGGCUGUGUCCCGCACGUUGACAUUGAGACAGUAACCUGACAGAGAAAACGGUCCUCUGCUGACUUCCCUAACAGACAGUGCAGGAUGGGAGCCUCCAUGUCGACACCUGCUGCUCCGUCUGUCAAGGCAGAGGCUAUGAUGGCUGCCCCCCCUCAAAGCUACCCCAUACACCAAGAAGCCCAGCCUGUCAAAGUGUCACCACCCUCAGAGUGUCCCAUGCAUCAAGCUCAGCCUGUCAAAGUGUCUCUGCCUUCUGAGUGUCCCAUGCAUCAAGCUCAGUCUGUCGAAGUGUCUCCUCCGCCAGAGUGUCCCAUGCACAAAGCAGAAGCUGGUCCAGCCCACCAAGACCGGGCCUAUGAGUUUGUGGAGUGUCCAAUGAAAGCUGCAGCAGGCAUGAAGCACGACAUUGAUCCGGCAAAUAUGAUGCCUCCUCCUAACCAAAUCCCAGCUCCAGAUCAGCCUUUUGAACUGUCCAUAUCCAGAGAAGAGUCCAAUAUUCCCCGUCACGGCACAGAGAAGAACUGGGUUUACCCGUCUGAACAGAUGUUCUGGAACGCAAUGCUGCGGAAGGGAUGGCGCUGGCGUGAUGAUGACCUUGCUGCUCAAGACAUGACCAACAUCAUUAAAAUCCACAAUAACAACAAUGAGCAGGCCUGGCAGGAAAUCCUGAAAUGGGAAGCUUUACAUGCACGUGAAUGCCCAUGUGGGCCAAGCUUGAAGAGGUUUGGUGGAAAGGCCAAAGAGUUCUCGCCCAGGGCCCGCUUCCGCCACUGGAUGGGCUAUGAACUGCCUUUUGACCGUCACGACUGGAUUAUUGAUCGCUGUGGGAAGGAGGUCCGGUACAUCAUCGACUAUUAUGAUGGUGAAAUCAACAAAGAAACCUACCAGUUCUCCAUCCUGGAUGUACGCCCUGCUUUUGACUCUUUAGAUGCUGUGUGGGACCGCAUGAAGGUGGCCUGGUGGCGCUGGACCUCCUAAAUGGCCCUGACGCAGAAACUGGUCACAAACAUACAUGUAGAAAGACUACUACACUGGGUCAUUUCAAACAAGACCCAAACAACAACAACAACAACAAAAAACUAAACUAAAAUGACUGUUUUAGCAGAAACUCAUCAAGUUUCAUUCAGUCAAGCUGAAUGAAACAGAUUUCUGAAGAAAAAUGAUUUCAGGCUUUGUAAUUCACAGCUUUAUAAACAACAUUUGCAUCUUAAACUUAGUGAAAGUGUUUGUUUGACAGGUCACAUGUGACUCACUCUGCCUCUUAGAAUCUGUUCAGCUAAGCCCAGAACCCAUCUCAGUUUACUCUUUAAAAACAAACAGUUGUAUUUAUAUCAUCUGUGCCUCUGGAGGAGUUUCAAGUCUGAGAAAUAACUCUUAUGAUAUCGUAGUUAUUAUCAAGGUUAUCAGAGUUGAUCCCUGAGACUUCUGAUCUUAUGUAAUUCAAAAACAAACAAGUGCUCCAACCUUCUAAUUUUGUCACGUAACUUCUUGUCUACAAUUAAAGUGAAUUGUGUUGUAUUGGGCAGACUGA